Malassezia vespertilionis is the source of this 1683-nucleotide messenger RNA. It is a transcript of the gene GDA1, whose product is annotated as guanosine-diphosphatase. Gene Ontology annotation, cellular component: membrane; Golgi apparatus. NCBI's taxonomy places the organism in Eukaryota, Fungi, Basidiomycota, Malasseziomycetes, Malasseziales, Malasseziaceae. Gene Ontology annotation, biological process: nucleoside diphosphate catabolic process; protein N-linked glycosylation. The coding region runs from base 1 to 1683 and encodes 560 amino acids. The record is from RefSeq and is a predicted model, not a curated record. The transcript has a single exon. Gene Ontology annotation, molecular function: UDP phosphatase activity; GDP phosphatase activity.
AUGGCACUUUCUGUAGUGGCAUGGCUACAGCGCGCAGUGAGUCGAAAUAAGUCGACGGCAUUGCUGGCAGUCGCGCUCAUAUUUUUAUUGAUCAUCGUGCCGCUCCAAUUGCACCAGAAUGUGAGGACCAUGAUUCACGACAAAGCCAUCGAACUGAGCAAUGAAAUGGCACGACCUGUUGCCGCAUUGUCAGGGCAUUGGGGGAAUAAUAUUGAUAUCGACGCACUUGCGCGGAAGCCGCCGGAAAUGCAUGUCGACCGCUCGCGCACUACCCGCUGUACUGUUGCAGCGCCAGUGUACGACGCAAAGGGCAAACAGCGCCCGUUGGUGCAGUACGCUCUUAUGAUUGAUGCAGGCAGCACAGGAAGCCGUAUUCAUGUGUACAAGUUUAAUUACUGCAACGAUUCGCCAGAGCUGGAGCUGGAGCAUUUUGACCACUUGGAGCCGGGUUUGUCUUUCUACAAAAUGGAUUCCAGAGACGCUGCAGCUUCGCUGCGCCCACUUCUAGAUCGUGCCAUGCAAAUUAUCCCGCAAAAAUUGCAAGCAUGUUCUCCUGUGACAGUGAAGGCGACUGCUGGACUGCGACUGCUUCCAGGCACGCAGAGCACAGAGAUUAUUAGCGCAGUUCGUCGUUUGCUUGAGAAAGAUUACCCAUUUCCUAUUGCCGAUGGGAAUCAUGCUCCUGGUACCAGGGGUUCAGGCGUGGAAAUCAUGGAUGGACGUGAAGAAGGCGUUUUUGCGUGGAUCACUGUCAAUUACCUACUUAAUCUCAUUGGCAGCAAAGGCAAAGGCACGAAAUAUCCUUCGCGCACCGCAGCUGUGCUCGACCUUGGCGGUGGAUCCACGCAGAUUGUGUUUGAACCACGCAUGUCAGAGCCUAUGCAACAACUGCAUCCCGGCGAACAUGUGUAUGAGUUGCACGACUUCGAAAACAAGACGUUCACUUUGUAUCAGAAUUCCUACUUGGGCUUCGGUCUUAAGGAGGCACGUCAUGCGGUCAAUUCGCUCACUGCGUUUGCGCAUUUGCGCGCUCAUCCCAGCGCCGUACAUGUGCGAGACAAGCCAGAGCACGUGCCAGCUCCUUGGACUGCACUUUCGCCCUUCAAUACACGCAUUCCCAGUCCAUGUUACACUCAUGGCCAAAAGAAACAGACACUAGUGUCUUUUCCGACAUUCUCCUCACCUGCAAAUGUCACAUUUGAAGGCACAACCCGUGGCUUUGAAGCGUGUGCACGCAUUGUUGAGGUGGUCAUGGACAAAGACGCAGAAUGUGCGCAAGCCCCGUGCUCCUUUGCCGGCGUGUAUCAGCCUUCGCUGUCCGAAGCUUUCAAGGGCUCACCCAUUAUUGCACUGUCCUACUUUUACGACAGAAUUGCGCCUCUUGGCUUGGGCCCUACCUUCACGUUGGGCCACCUGAAAAACUUGGCUAAGCGUGUCUGCUCUACUCCCCCGUUAUGGAGCACGUAUAAAUCGCCGGCUUUUUCGGAGGGGGCGCUCGCUGAAAUGCAUGCGCGCCCGGAACUUUGCUUGGAUUUGACGUACAUGUACACACUUUUCAAGUUGGGCUACGAGCUGGACGAUUCACGCUCCAUCACUUUGGCGAAAAAAGUUGGCGACUUUGAAUUGGGAUGGGCGCUUGGGGCGCAGCUUGCCGUUCUGCAACAGGGGGUCUUGUGCAAAUAA